This is a messenger RNA of Dendroctonus ponderosae (mountain pine beetle), 2476 nucleotides long. Its product is annotated as arylsulfatase B. The transcript is spliced from 7 exons. NCBI's taxonomy places the organism in Eukaryota, Metazoa, Arthropoda, Insecta, Coleoptera, Curculionidae. The record is from RefSeq and is a predicted model, not a curated record. Bases 465 to 2147 code for a protein of 560 amino acids.
UUGAGGUGUACAGUGCCUUCAACUAAUCAUUAAUUUGUAUUGAAAGUAGUUUGUCUCGUCAUUUCUGCAGAAAAACAUGUUUAUAGUGAAUAAAUGUUUUGUGUAAUCCAAUACAAAGGAAUUAUGACCAAACGAUGUGACUACAAGAUUCAAUAUUUCAUCAAGCUGUACAAAAAAUGAUAGAAUAUUCUGGAGGGUUCCCGGCCUUCUUAUGGGCAAACAAUUAGCAGUAUUAUAUAGUAAAAUUUGUGUAAUGACUCUUCCAGCCCUGAGCAAGGCGACAACAAAUUGCCGAAAGCUUGGGAUUUAACGACGUCAGUUUUCAUGGAUCUGAUGAAAUUCCGACUCCAAACAUUGAUGCUCUCGCCUACAAUGGAGUUAUCUUAAAUAGUCACUAUACUCAAGCACUAUGUACCCCCUCCAGAGCUGCUUUACUGACUGGAAGAUAUCCUAUACAUUUAGGGAUGCAGCACUUGCUGAUUCUUGAACCAGAACCUUGGGGAAUGCCUCUAAAUGAAACCUUAUUGCCUCAGCACUUGAAAAGGAACGGUUACGUAACGAGGGCCAUUGGAAAAUGGCACUUAGGAUUUUACAAAAAGGAAUAUACGCCCACCUUCAGAGGAUUUGAUAGUCACUACGGUUAUUGGCAAGGCUUUCACGAUUAUUAUGAUCACACAAUCCGAGCUACGUAUUCCAAAGAAUAUGGGUACGAUUUUCGUCGCAAUAUGACUGUAGACUGGGAUGCCAAAGGCAAAUACUCAACGACGCUCUUCACUGAAGAGGCAGUAAAGCUGAUUCGUGAACAUGAUACCAACCAUCCAAUGUUCAUGUAUUUCGCUCAUCUGGCUGCUCACGCUGGUAACGAUCAGGAUCCUCUUCAAGCACCCGAUGAAGAAAUUGCGAAAUUCGCUCACAUUAAAGAUCCGGAAAGAAGAAUUUAUGCAGCUAUGGUUUCUAUGUUGGACAAAAGUGUUGGAUCAGUAAUAACAGCACUACGUGAGAAACACAUGUUGGAAAAUUCAAUUAUUGUUUUCAUGUCUGAUAAUGGAGCUGCAUCAGAUGGAAUUCAUGCAAACCACGGAUCCAACUAUCCAUUCAGAGGAAUCAAAAGUUCCAACUGGGAAGGUGCAAUGAGGAAUAUUGCUGCAGUUUGGAGUCCACUUAUUAAGAAACCCAAACGCGUUUCUAACAACUUAAUGCAUAUAUCUGAUUGGCUUCCAACAUUAUUUACUGCAGCAGGACUGGAUCACUCCCAGCUGUCUUCCUCUUUAGAUGGCAGGGAUCAAUGGAAGGCCAUUUCUGAAGCUGAGUCAUCUCCAAGAACCGAAAUUUUACACAAUAUUGACGACAUUUUCAAUACUAGAUCUAUUAGGCAAGGAGAUUGGAAGUACAUUUAUGGUUCUAGUGGUAAAGCAGAUGAAUGGUACGGAAGCGUCGGCAAAGAUGCUCUGUAUCAUUACGACAAAGAUUCUGUGAUAAAUAGUCCCGUGGGUACUGCCAUUUCAGGAGUAAUAACAUAUCAGCAAAUCAAGGAGAAAAACGACAAACUAUCAGGACAUAAAAGUGAGAACUUUUCUGUUUCAAUAUUAGAUACUAAAGAGAUUGAAAACCUUCGUAAAGAGGCAACAAUUGUAUGCAGGAAACCCACACCUGAAAACGAACUGGAAAACAAUCAAUGUAACCCGAUCAUAUCGCCAUGUCUAUUCAAUAUUAAAGAUGAUCCUUGCGAAGUGGUUAAUCUAGCGACUCAGCGGCCAUUGAUCGUGAUCACUUUAGAGCAGGAAAUUAUUAAGUACAGAAAUACCGCUCGCGACCCCAUUAAUAUCCCCAGAGAUCCAAAUGCCGACCCAGCUAAGUACAAUGGAGUGUGGACAAAUUGGCAAGAUAUUGAAGUAAUAUCUGAAAAAAUUCAAUUUAGAAGUUUAUCUCACCUCGCAAUUGCUCUAAUAUCUGGUGCAUGUGUAGCUGUAGGCCUAAUAAUGGUAGUACUGCUGACGUUGACGUGUAGAAAAGCUCCCAAAAGAAGCAACCCAUCACUAUAUGAGCCGGCGCCAUUUACCGAAAUGGAAUGCAAAUCCGAUAACAGAUUUGAAGAACGAGAAAAGCAAUUGCGGACUAGCUUGAAAGAUGAGUUUAGAGAAGUUUAGUGUGAUAAUGAGCAUUAUGGAUAUUUUUAAUUAUAAAUAUUCUUUAGUGCAGAAAAGUUGGAUGCUUCGAACAUUUUCACAUUGGAAAAUGAUUCAUUGAACGCUUCGUAGAAAUAGUUAACUUAUUGUACAAAUUUUUUAUUCAUUAAAACGGGUAACUUCCUAAGAAUAUUUUAUUUUAAGGUUUACUGUGUUUUACUGACAACUGAACUGAAACAAAAACUUGUACUAAUUACCAUGUGUUCGGAUUCAUGUAAUGCCUCAUAUUUUGAUUAUUUAAAAUUGUGGAUAAAUCCAAGUCACCACCCAAUAAACUACAUGUCAAUGUU